Messenger RNA from Aethalodelphis obliquidens (Pacific white-sided dolphin), 2709 nucleotides. RefSeq names its product ceramide-1-phosphate transfer protein (gene CPTP). Bases 1782 to 2426 code for a protein of 214 amino acids. Gene Ontology annotation, cellular component: cytoplasm; cytosol; membrane. The record is from RefSeq and is a predicted model, not a curated record. NCBI's taxonomy places the organism in Eukaryota, Metazoa, Chordata, Mammalia, Artiodactyla, Delphinidae. Gene Ontology annotation, biological process: ceramide transport; intermembrane lipid transfer. The transcript has 3 exons. Gene Ontology annotation, molecular function: ceramide 1-phosphate binding; ceramide 1-phosphate transfer activity.
CGGACGCGGUGGGAUCGAGCUGGCGCUGAGGAAACCCACCCCAACCGAACCGGGCGUGGGAGGGGGCGGCCGAGGACCUGACUCCCGCGCUGGCCCGGACCCCGGGCCCCUGAGCCAUCCCUGGGCCUCAGCUGGAGCAGGACCCACCCGAGCCCCGGAUCCCACCUCGGCGCCACCCGGAGCCCCCUUAGCAGGCGAGACUGGGGCUGUGGUGCCGGAGGGUUGCCCCCUUUUUCCUGGGGUCCUUCAGCUUGCUGUCAGCCACAGGGCUGCGGUGCUCAGGCCGGCCUCAGGACGAGCCCUGACCUUGGGACCGUGGACUGCCCCUGGGGGAGCCUUGGCGGUGCCCUGCAUCACCUUCCCAGAGCUGGCAGGCUGCCCGCCCCCGGCCGCGCCGCCCCUGCCCUUCCUGUUUUUUCCAAGCUCUGAAAGGCUGCUGGCACCUCCUGUUGGCUGCUGGCUCAGGUUCUGGGCAGGAAGGCCAGGCCCACAGGAUGUCUGGUGACCAGGAAGGUAGCCCUGAGGGCCUCAGAGGCCAUCUGCUCGGUGGACAGAAGACUGAGGGCCUGAGAGAGGGGAGGGGUGUUCUAGAAACCUCCGGAGUGUUAUCUUCCUGAGUCCAGGCCCGGCUGUCCCCCACACCUGAAGACAGGGUGAGCUCACCUCUGGGCACUCCACCCAGUGCCAGGCAUGCGGCCAAGCCGUGGGGCCUGCAGGGCCUCAGCAGCACCUACUGGGCCCCAUCAGAUGCUCCCAGCAGCCUGGGUGGUGGGCAGGGGAGGGUGUGCGGGCCCAUUUUCCCCAAAGAUGUGGGACAGGGUCUUAGAACAGUGCACGAUUUGCCCGCACAGUGGAAGGCAGACCCUGCCCAGGCACUAGUGUGCUCUCCUGGCUGAGCUCUCACCACACACCUCGGGUGACCGGGCUCCCACAGUGCUCCCAGCACCAAGAGCACAGGAACCCCCAUGCCCAAAGGGGUGAGAGCUUGUCCUGGACAUGAGGUGAGACACAGCUCAGUCCCCAGGACCUGUCAGAGCCACACCGCAGUGCAGGCCCCAGGCACCCAGGGAGGCAGGGGCUGAGGUGCCCAGCGACACCCACUAACGCUUGGGCACUUGGGUGUUUGUGGAGUGACUAUAUGAAUGCCAGAAUCCAGAGCAGGCCUCUGGCCUGGGGCACUUCUGGACUCCCUGGGGCUGGGGGAGGGCCUGUGGCUGUCUUCAGAGUGUGAGAAAACCUGUGUGUGCUCCAGCUGCCCUUCUGUGUGCGACGGGUACAGUUACAGUAGGAGUGAGAAGACUGGUGUCUGUCCAUCUGUCGGCAAAUGCUGACCCCGCAGCCUCUGCUCUGUGUUGCCAGGCAGCUUCAAGCAGGGAAGGGCAUGGCCCUCCAGCCUCAGCCCACAGUCUGCCUCGCCACGGUGCUUCUCCUUUUACCUACUGUGUUGAACUUCCUGUCUUUGCUAUUAUCACACACACACACACCUGCCACUAGGAUGUUGCCUCAGCGGGGCCAGGCUGUCGGUCUCACUCACAGUGCACUGGAAUGGGUGCCUGGCUCUGGGUGGGGACUCAGCAAAUACUUCUCCAGUUAGUAGGAACAGACAUACACUCAAGAGAGACAGACUAUAAACCAGCAAGGAAACCUGAGCAGAGACGCCUCCUGCGAGUGAGACGUGGCAGUGGUUUGACAAGCCUGAGCGUCGGGGGGCCGUGCUAAGAGCCGGGCCAGGCCUGUGUGUCUGUGAGUGUGUGACCCGAGCAGAGCGAGUUCCUGUUGAAAUGGAUGACUUGGAGUCAGAGUUUAAUCUGAAAGUUGUCCUGCUCAGUUUCAAGCAGUGUCUCAACGAGAAGGAAGAGGUGCUGUUGGACCACUACCUCGCCAGCUGGAGGGGGCUGGUCAGGUUCCUGAACAGCCUGGGCACCAUCUUCUCGUUCAUCUCCAAGGAUGUGGUGGCGAAGCUGCAGAUCAUGGAGCAGCUGUGCGGUGGCCCCCAGCAGGAGCACUAUAGCACCCUGCAGGCCAUGGUGGCCUACGAGGUGGGCAGCCAGCUGGUGGACCUGGAGAGGCGCUCCCGCCACCCUGACUCGGGCUGCCGGACGGUGCUGCGGCUGCACCGCGCCCUGCACUGGCUGCAGCUCUUCCUGGAGGGCAUCCGCACCAGCCCUGAGGACGCGCGCACUGCCGCGCUCUGCACUGACUCUUACAAUGCCUCGCUGGCCGCCUACCACCCUUGGAUCAUCCGCCGCGCCGUUACCGUGGCCUUCUGUGCACUGCCCACACGCAAGGUCUUCCUGGAGACCAUGAACGUGGGGUCCCCCGAGCAGGCCGUGGAGAUGCUGGGCGAGGCCCUGCCCUUCAUUGAACGCGUCUACGACAUCUCCCAGAGGCUGUACGCCGAGCACGCCCUGCUGGACCUACCCUAGGGGCUGGCAGGCCCAGGUGGGGUGGGCUUCCCCUAAUCCAGAGCUGGGUGGGGGCAGCCGGGACCUAUCAGUCCCACCGUGGAACUUUCUGGGUCCCCCUGUGAGCUGAGCUCGUCGGGAGCCAUUCAGAGCAUCCAGCCGCUGCAGACAGGCUUCACGGAGAAGGCAGACGCUGGCCGUCUGCUCCACGCCCGGCCUCUCCUUUGCCUGGGCAUCUCAUCUUUACCCUCAGCUAAGGUACACUCAUGUCCAGUCAGGCCUUUCCCGGGUGGAUGAAGUGCAG